Molecule: messenger RNA, 2436 nt
Organism: Eremomyces bilateralis CBS 781.70
Lineage: Eukaryota; Fungi; Ascomycota; Dothideomycetes; Eremomycetales; Eremomycetaceae
Product: polyamine transporter 3
Exons: 1
Coding region: 338-2209 (623 amino acids)
Biological process (GO): transmembrane transport
Molecular function (GO): transmembrane transporter activity
Source: RefSeq, a predicted model, not a curated record
CACAAUCAAUGCAAUCCAUGGAGAUCGGCAGUUGGCGCCACCGUAAACGCGAGAAAGGAUGAGAAAUCGAAAUGAUCGGGCUAUAGAAGUGUUCGAUCUGAUCCACCGCGCGGACACCAUUCUACAAGGAGAGUAUCCUCAGCAAUCCUUCAGUGUGGUCUACAUAUAGGUGGUGGACUGCUCUUAAUCCUUCUUUUGCACCACUGGCAUUGCACGACCACUUCGAGGCUCAAACAUAUUCGCCCAAUCUCUUCACCGUAGGGCUGGAGCUAAGCUCAUUGUUGUUGAGAAGGCAUCCGUCUUCACAUAUCGGUGCCGCAACGAAUCCACAGCCAUCAUGGAGGCGCCAAACCCAGAGUCCUCCAAGGACUCGAAACCACACUCUCCUACCAGCAUCCCCCAUUGGCGUCUGAUCCGCGACCAAAGCGUCCUCACCCCCGAUGUCAUCGAUCACGAAUGGCCCGGCAGCGGGACCGAAUCCGACCCUUACAUCGUCAGCUGGCUCGACGCCGACGCCCGCAACCCGAUGACCUGGAAAACGGCCACUAAAUGGACCUACGCCAUGGGCAUGGCCGGCGCGACCUUGACCGUCGCCUUCUGCUCGUCCGCCUACAGCGGCGGGAUCCGGCAGAUCAUCGCCGAAUUCCAGUGCUCGCAGAUCGUCGCGACCCUGGGCCUCUCGCUGUUCGUCAUGGGCUUCGCCAUCGGCCCGCUCUUCUGGGCGCCACUGAGCGAGAUGUACGGCCGCCAGGUCCUGUUCGCGGGCACGUUCGCCGCGUACACGGCGUUCAAUGCGGCGGCGGCAGGGAGCCAGAACAUCUGGACGUUGAUCAUCCUGCGGUUCUGGGCGGGCGCGUUCGGGAGUAGCCCGCUCACGAACGCGGGAGGCGUCAUUGCGGAUAUGUUCCCGGCGAACGAGCGGGGGCUCGCGAUGGCGAUUUUCAGCGCCGCGCCGUUCAUGGGACCGGUGUUGGGACCGAUUGCCGGGGGGUUUCUCGGGCACGCGGCGGGGUGGAGGUGGGUGGAAGGGUUGCUGGCGGCGGUUAGUGGGACGUUGUGGAUCGUGGGCAUGGUCCUCGUGCCUGAGACGUACACCCCCGUGCUUCUCCGCAAGCGUGCGGAGGCGCUGUCGAAGCUCACGGGCAAGGUGUACGUCUCCAAACUCCAGAAGGACACAGGCAAGACGUCCGUCAAAGAAUUGUACAUCACGGCGCUCUCCCGCCCGUGGAUCCUCCUCAUCCGCGAACCCAUCGUCUUCAUCCUCUCUACCUACAUGGCCAUCAUCUACGGUACCCUCUACAUGCUCUUCGGCGCCUACCCUAUCGUCUACCAGCAAGGCCGCGGCUGGUCCGAAGGCAUCGGCGGCCUCCCCUUCCUCGGUGUCGCUAUCGGCAUGCUCUUCGCCGUCGCCUACGUCAUCUUCAUCGGCGACCCGCACUACAUGAAAGCCGUCCAAAAGAACGGCGGCUUCGCGCCUCCCGAGGCCCGCAUCCCCAUGCUAAUCGUCGGCGGCGUCGUCCUCCCCAUCGGCCUCUUCUGGUUCGCCUGGACAAACGACCCGGCCAUCCCGUGGCCCGCAAGCGUCGCCGCCGGCAUCCCGUUCGGGUUCGGCAUGGUGCUGAUUUUCCUCGGGACGAUGAACUACCUCAUUGACGCGUACACUAUCUUCGCCGCGAGCGUGCUGGCCGCGUCGUCGGUGCUGCGGUCGUGCUUCGGUGCCGCGUUCCCGCUGUUCACGUCGUAUAUGUAUCGGAGUCUGGGCAUCCAUUGGGCGAGCUCGAUCCCAGCGUUCCUGGCGCUCGCGUGCGUGCCGUUUCCAUUUCUAUUCUAUAAAUACGGCGCCGGGAUUCGGAAGCGGUGUAAGUAUUCGGCGGAGUCGGAUGCGUUCAUGAGCCGGUUGCGGGGCGACGAAACGCCGCCGGAGGAGGGGGAGUUUGAGACGGAGGAGGAGAGGGAUGUGGAGCGUGCGGAGACCCCGGCGCGGGUGGCGUCGAAGGAAAGGGAUAUGGAGAAGAUGGAGGAAGAGGCGCCGGUGCAGGGUGCGGAGGAGGGAGAAGUUCAAGAGCGGCAACCCCGCGUCGAGAGCAUCAGGACGGGGACGAGAGGGGAGGGUUUGGGGGAGUAUGACGAGAGCCCGUUUGAUAUUGACCGAGUGAAUACGAGAGAGAGCUUUAAGAAACGGAGCAGUGCCGACUUGGGAAGGAAGUAGAGUAACGCCAGUCGAAAGAGUGGCUAAGGCGGGAUCUCGGAUUUCAUAAGUCAGUGGAUUCGGUGAUUUAUUGGGUUUAUAUCACUUGCAUGAGCGAAGGGCGUAUCUAGCGGCUUGGACGGAGGAAAUCAAUAGGGACAGUUUACAACUAAUAGCAACGGAAGUCAUGGCAUGGAAGUCAUAGCAUAACAGCGUAAUAUACCUACACGGAGCUUUUAAUUCAGCCG